ACUGAACCAAAGGACCAGAGGAGAUGUGAAGGGACUGUUGGGGACCUGUGUGCACACCUCCAGUGUGGCUCAAAAACCCUCAAUAUUUUCCCCCCGACUUACACUCAAAAGUAAAGGGGACCACAGAGUCAAUUCCUCCAUGAGACCUAGAAAGAGCCCAGGAGGGAGGAUGGCUGAGUCCAGUGUGAACUCUGAUACACCUCUGCUUGAAUCCUCACAGGAAACGACUGGUGCUGAAGAAUCAAGACCAGUUUCUCCAGACCACGACGACACAGAAGAGGAAAACAACGAACCUGCUUCAGGGGAGUCUUCUCAGCUGUCUAGCUGCGCUCAACCACCACCUAGUGACGUAUCACCAUCCUCGGAGACCCUUUCCAAAGCAUUGUCCACUGCACGGCGUAUUGCCCACAAGUGCUCCCAGUGUGGAAGGUGUUUUAUCUAUCCAUCUCAAUUGGUUCAGCAUCAGCGAAUUCACACUGGAGAUCGACCCUACAAAUGCACACAGUGCGGAAAGACUUUCAGUAAUUCAACUGGGCUUUCAAAACACCACCAAAAACACUGUCUAGACGCGUCCUUCGAUUGCCCCAAGUGCAGGGAGAGUUUCAGAUCUCUCCGCAAGCGGUUCAGACACCUAUCUACUCACACGUCCCUCAAAUGUCUGUUGUGUGGAAAGAGUUGCCGGACGACUUCUGAUUUGCGAAAGCACCAGCAAACGCAUUGUGUGGCGCCUUCGCUUCAACUGCUCUCUCUGUGA
Molecule: messenger RNA, 754 nt
Organism: Coregonus clupeaformis (lake whitefish)
Lineage: Eukaryota; Metazoa; Chordata; Actinopteri; Salmoniformes; Salmonidae
Product: zinc finger protein ZFMSA12A-like
Exons: 3
Coding region: 140-754 (204 amino acids)
Biological process (GO): regulation of transcription by RNA polymerase II
Molecular function (GO): DNA-binding transcription factor activity, RNA polymerase II-specific; RNA polymerase II cis-regulatory region sequence-specific DNA binding
Source: RefSeq, a predicted model, not a curated record